AUGGGGAGUAAGGCAAGGGACCUGAGUGAAGACCAAGACGAGGCGACGCCACCGCAGCAAACGCGGAGGCGAGGGCGCCCGUCGCUAAAGAGCCGAGAAUACGAAGAGGAAGAGGAAGAUACACUGCAGCAGGGCAACGAAGAAACCGAAUCGCCUCCAAGUCGACGAGGGACUAGUAGACGUAUCAACUAUGCCGAAUCAGAGUCGGAAGAAGAUCAGCUGCAGAAUGAGACCCCGGUGCCGGUUAAACGAAAAAGAGGCCGUCCCUCUCUGCAGGCCCGAGAGGAAGAGGGAACCCCGGAGCGUGGCCCGGCCAAGGGGAAGAAACAAGGAGAGCAGCGAAAACGAGGGCGCCCAUCGCUACGAGAUAUAGACGUACCGAAUGCGAUCCAACCAAAACCUAGGGCCAAAGGAAAGGCGGUAGACAGUCCGUCGAAUACAGCAUCAGGCAAACGGCGUGGCCGUCCUCCCGGAAGUACGAGAGCCUCAACUGGGAUGGCAGCGGAGGAUUCACCACGACCCACCGCAAGAAGAUCCCCUGAGGCUGAAGGUAGACCAGCAAAGGAUGCGUCUCUACCAAAGAAGAAGAAGCGCCAAUCUCAUGAGAGCGCCGACGCCGAAGAGGAUGACGAUGCCCCUCCUUCGCCUCCAAAGCCUUACCUCCAUGUCUCGCCUCACAUCCACCGAGUCCGCCAAUCGACCAUCGAAUCGAAAUGGACCCCCUUACCAGACUCUACCAUCUCAAUCGCUUCUUCAAUGCUUCUCAUGGCUCACCGCCCCAUCCUCCAACGCCUCUCCGGCAGCGAGCAGCGUCACGCUCACACCUCGACCGCGCUCCGUCUCAUUUCUCACCGCAUCACCCGCAAGCUCGCAAAGGGUAUUCCCUUCCCUCCGGCAAGCAUGCCUUCCGCCCGGGUGCCUCGUGGCGGUCGACAAGCCAGCGCCGCGUCAGCUGCUGCUAAUGCGAUGGACGGGCGUGCUAUCGAGCUGGACUUUGAGAGCGUUCUCGACGCAAAGCAGGCCCUGGAACGGCAGCUGGAUCCGGCGCUUCACGCAGUCGAGCUGCUGACUCGUGAGAAGGAGAAACUGGAGAGAGAGCUGGAGCAGGACUAUGAAGCGCUGCGGAAUUUGGAAUCGAGCGCAAAGGCACAAGGGAGGGAGUAUCGCGGCAUGCUGAAAAAGGCACACGUCUUGGCGCCCACGCCCGAAAUCGUUCAUGAGCGGUGGAAACAGAGGGCCGAGCAAGACAUAUCUCUCAGCCACUCUAACACCUCUGUUUUGGGGGGCCUCUUCAGUGACCUCGAUGACCCAGAGCUUAAAUCUCUAGCUCUCCAACUCAGUGACCACAUGGAAAGCAUCAAGAACAACCUCCAGCAAACCGACGGCAUCGUUCCGCAGCUGGCCCGGAGUAAGGCUGCGCUGCAAGAUGUCUUGUUCAAACAGCUGGGUCAAGAGCAGUAUGAGCGCGUAGUGCUUGGUUAA
Messenger RNA from Trichoderma gamsii, 1482 nucleotides. RefSeq lists its product as hypothetical. NCBI's taxonomy places the organism in Eukaryota, Fungi, Ascomycota, Sordariomycetes, Hypocreales, Hypocreaceae. The coding region runs from base 1 to 1482 and encodes 493 amino acids. Gene Ontology annotation, molecular function: DNA binding. The transcript is spliced from 2 exons. The record is from RefSeq and is a predicted model, not a curated record.